Diaporthe batatas is the source of this 1593-nucleotide messenger RNA. RefSeq lists its product as uncharacterized. The transcript has 5 exons. Gene Ontology annotation, cellular component: membrane. The record is from RefSeq and is a predicted model, not a curated record. Gene Ontology annotation, molecular function: transmembrane transporter activity. Gene Ontology annotation, biological process: transmembrane transport. Bases 127 to 1593 code for a protein of 488 amino acids. NCBI's taxonomy places the organism in Eukaryota, Fungi, Ascomycota, Sordariomycetes, Diaporthales, Diaporthaceae.
CGACUGCAAUCAGUCAAUGCGAAAUCGCAUUCUGAGAGCAGUCUUAUAUCGCCACACUCCAACAUUUUGCCUGGUCGUGAAGCUCAAAGCUCUUUUUAUUCUUGUCUCAUCUCACAUGCAGUCACCAUGGAUGUCUUCGAGAAGUCCACUUUCGCCGGCGGCCCGGCUAUCAUUGACUCGGCCAGCGAGCUCUCCGCCGACCAGCGGGAUAUGCAGCGCAUGGGGAAGAAGCAAGAUUUCAAGCGGAAUUUCAGUUGGUUCAGCAGCAUUGCUUUCACUUCGUGCACGAUGGGUACCUGGGAAUUUGUAUUCGUCAACAACUUCCAGAGUCUCGUCGACGGCGGCAGGGCAGGCAUGUUCUGGAGCUACUGCUGGGUGAUACUGGGCCAGUUCUUCAUUGUCCUGUCUCUGGCGGAAAUGGCGUCCAUGGCCCCAACAGCAGGCGGACAGUACCAUUGGGUAUCGGAAUUUGCGCCCAAGUCUAUCCAGAAAAUUUCAAGUUAUGCAUCCGGAUGGCUCAGUGCCCUGUGCUGGCAGUCUUUCGCCGCUGCCGACUGUAUCUUCACCGCCCAGCUAGUGAUGGCUGUUGUGUCAAUUGGGGAUCCAGAAUUCUCCCCCGAGCUGUGGCAGACAAGUCUCCUAGCCAUGCUGAUAGGUGUCUUUGUCGCCUCGCUCAACAUUUGGUGCUCAAAUAGGCUACCUAUCAUCGAGAACUUCUUCGUGUUCCUCCACAUUGCCUGCGUCGUUAUUGUGAUGGUCACACUAGGAGAAACAACCCAGAAGACUUCAGCUAGGGCGGUGUUCCUGGAGGUAAAGGACUAUGGCGGUAAUUAUCCGACUUUGGGUAUGGCUGUUAUGGUCGGGCAGGUUGCCGCCAUGUUCAAUGUCUGCGCAUCUGAUGCUGUGGCUCAUAUAUCGGAGGAAGUCAAAGAUGCCAGCAUUAUCGCCCCACGAGCAAUGUUCUGGUCCUUUGCGCUGAACAUCCCCAUCGCCUUCGCCAUCAUGGUGAUGUCUGCAUUCGCCAUCCCGGACGUCACAGUCGCAACGACAGAGUUCGCAUUCCCGUUCCUGUCGAUCCUGGACAGCAGCAGCCUGUCGACCGCCGGGGCCCAGGCCAUCACCUCUCUGAUGGUGGUCCUGCUUUUCAUGAUCGCCGUGUCGACGUUCACCUCGACCUCCCGGCAGUGCUGGGCUUUCGCGCGCGACCAGGGACUCCCAGCAUCCGACUGGCUGCGCCGUGUCGAUCCAGCGCUCAAUGUCCCCCGCAAUACGUGUCUGCUGACAUUGGGCGACAUCAUCAUCUUGUGCCUGGUCUACGUUGGCAGCAGUGUCGCCUUCAAUGCUAUAUUAUCCAUAGGAAUCGUCUCUCUUAUGGGAACUUAUGGCCUGUCUACGGCCUUUCUGGGACGCUGGGGUGUCUUGGUAAAUGCGAUUGGAGUGAGUUAUGCCGCCUUUGCAUUCUUUUGGUGCUUCUGGCCGAUUUAUUACUCUCCCACACCAGAGACAAUGAACUGGGCGGUGGUCAUGUUUGGCGGGUUCCGCACGUCUCAAGUCCUACCUCUUCAGUUAAUUUCGCUGUGUCCGAAUACAUGA